GCCAUUGGAAGUUUUGAGUUGGCAACGCUGGCCAGCCACACUGGCACUCAGUACGAGGGAACUCAAGCCGAGCCGCGUCGAGGUGUGCACCCUGUGGCCCCAGGCUCCCCAGGCACCGCCGACCACCCCAGUGCCAGAAAUCCACAAAACCCCAGUCAGUGAUCACCAUGUUUCAGUUCAACUUUAAUGUGAAUAGUGAAGCUGAGACUGAUCCUCAGACUUUGGGAGGUGAGCACGGAGAGACUGUGCAGGUGUGGCUUCCAGCUCAAAAACAUGAGAUCACUCACUCUCAUUUGCUUGAUCCAUCUGAUGUCAUAGCGGAAAUUACUCUUUGUAAAACAAAAAUGAAGUAUCUGACCAUGAGUUCAGCACUUAAGAAGCUGCAAGAGAAAGAGACAGCAUGCAACUUGUCCACAGUUUUAGACAAACACUCUGAUCUUGUACCUGCUGUCUAUGAAGGGGGCCUUACAAUAUGGGAGUGCACCUGGGAUCUUCUAAAUCAUUUAGCAGACAUGGACAUAAUUUUUAAAAAUAAAAGAGUGCUAGAGAUAGGCUGUGGGGCUGCACUACCAGCAAUCUUCUGUGCCCUCCAUGGAGCUCACAUCACCUUGCAAGACUAUAAUGAAGAGGUUGUGAAUUUUGUGACCAUACCAAAUGUUGCACUGAACCUGUAUAACAAGACCUCAAGAAAUGCCAGUGCUAAAGAUGAACAUCUUACCGAGUCUUUAUCCUCCAAAGCCACAUUUUAUUCUGGGGACUGGGCUGCUGUUAACCAGCUAUUAUCAAGUCAAUGUGAAUAUGAGAACGAACAAACAGAAAAUAUUAGAAAGGAUGCAGAUGGUGAAGAAAGAAAAUUUGACUUAAUAUUAACCUCGGAAACCAUCUACAACCCCAGCUGUCACAAGAAGUUGUUGGAUCUUAUGACAGCACAUUUGAAGCAUGAUGGACUCAUAUUAUUAGCUGCCAAAACACAUUAUUUUGGUGUGGGUGGAGGAACACAACAGUUUGCAGAUCUUGUAAAGACUCAAGGUCAACUAGAUGUUCAUUUCAUCACCUCAAACAACUCAGGUGUUAAAAGGGAGAUAAUUCAGAUGAAGUUUAAGAACUGAACAACAAAAGACAGAAAUGAGUUCUUUUGUUCUUCAACAUAAUAUUAAACAGCAAGGUAUGUAAUUAUUUUACUAUCAUCCUUUAUGUCCACAUCCAUGAGCCCCAGAAAUUUAUGAUAUUUAGAGUACAUGUCUCCACGUAUAUCCCCUGCAUGCUGCAAAGCUUAUCAAAAGAGAUCAAAGAUGAGGGCAGGAAGUUACUCCCUAUAAAAUGUACAUCCCACCAAAUACAAAAUAUUGAAUAUGUCUAUUUUUUUUUUUUUUUUUUUUUUUUCUCAUUCUGUUGCUUUCAUUUAUUUCGUUCAUCACCAUCUCAAGGAUAAAACUUUUAGAGGAGGGAAAAACACGAUAUUACUACAACACUCACAAUAUAUACCAGAUGUAUAAUAUUUUCUGACAGACAAAUUUAUAUUCUUCUUUUAUAUGGACACUAACUUCUGCAAAACGUACAACACUUUCUAUUAACUUAUUUUGUAUGCUAAAGGAAGCGGGUCGAGGGAAGGUAAACUGUAUGACAAGUUUCGUAUUCAUACGAUCACAUCCUGGUAACACACAAAAGCUUUGAUGGGACCUUUGAUAAUUCUGAUGUGGGUCAAUUUCUACCAAUAGUACAAUUAAGUUCUGCUAUUUAUAUUACAGCUUAUUCUAGAAGGUCAAUAUAACUUGCUGUACAUACAAAUAAAUUCUUCCAAAUGUAUUAAACCUUUACCAAACAUAGCACAGUUUCUGCUAGACAUAUAAUAUCCUGCCAGACACACAACAGCUUGCUGAAUGCACAGCUGCAAUACUUGAUUUGUUAUGGAUUUAUUGGUUAAGAUGUUUAAUAUGUUAGUGUAUGAGUAGCUUUGGUUAAUGUUCACUCAGAUACCUUGUUAUUAAUUCUUACUCUUGUUUUAUCUUCUUUCUCAUUAUUGACAGUGUCUCCAUUUAUAAUUAUUAUCUAAUUUUGUUACAGAUGAGUAUGGAGUUAUGAUUUGAAUAAAGCAUUGAAUCAAGAA
This is a messenger RNA of Eriocheir sinensis (Chinese mitten crab), 2107 nucleotides long. RefSeq names its product histidine protein methyltransferase 1 homolog. The record is from RefSeq and is a predicted model, not a curated record. Gene Ontology annotation, molecular function: protein-L-histidine N-tele-methyltransferase activity. Lineage: Eukaryota; Metazoa; Arthropoda; Malacostraca; Decapoda; Varunidae. The transcript has 9 exons. Gene Ontology annotation, biological process: peptidyl-histidine methylation, to form tele-methylhistidine. The coding region runs from base 168 to 1109 and encodes 313 amino acids.